This is a messenger RNA of Stegodyphus dumicola, 3605 nucleotides long. RefSeq lists its product as uncharacterized. The record is from RefSeq and is a predicted model, not a curated record. Lineage: Eukaryota; Metazoa; Arthropoda; Arachnida; Araneae; Eresidae.
CUAUCGAAAAAGUGAAUGAACUAUAUACAAACCGUGAAAAAAUGAAACGUCGUAAAAAGAAAAAAACAGAUGAAGAAGAAGAGAUUGUGUCAUUAGGUAGUAGUUACCUAUUUGAAGACGAGAAGCUGACCAUUGUGCAAAGAGUUAAGAAAUUACUCGGACUAUUAAAAGAUGAAGGUUCAGAUUCAGAAGAGGAUUCUUUGAAAGCAAGAUCAGACAAAAGCGAAGAUGUCGUGAAACGUAGUACAUCAAUCGACGAGUUCUCUUUACCGGACGUGAAAAUUUGUGACACAAGUCAAAUUCGACAAUUGUCAGAAGAAUCCAAAGGAUCUUCUGGUUCUCCUAAACUUGGUGAUUCCCAUUCUAAACUAUCUCUGUUGCAAGAUUCUCCAGGAAGGACUCACGACACUCUAUCGAAACUGUCACUACUGCAGGAUUCGCCUCCCAACUAUGGAGUCUCUCUCCUAGAAGACACUCCGCCUCAUCUUAAAAAAUCUCCACUGGGAAGCAAUGAGAAACGACAUCUUGGAAAACUUACAUCGGAAUCGCAAGAAUCUCAUGAUUCUGAUCCCUCGGCGAAAAAACAAGAUUCGCUGGAUUCUGAGAAGGGCCAACAAAUUAUGAGACAAAAAUCUGAUUCGCAAGAUUCAGACAAUGAGAAAGUGAAAAAAGCCAAAACAAAUUCUCAAGGAAAUGAAAACAUUCGAUAUAAAAAACAAAAAUCUGAUUCUCAAGAAUCAAAUGAAUCAGAUAAUGCUCCAAAAGCGAAGAACAAGAAAACUUUCGAGCCUCAAGAAUCAAAGUUAACCCGCAGAGAAUCUAUAAGUGGUGGGCAAACAGCAAAAGAAAUGGCCCACAGAUGGGGUAAAUCUCCGAUGGUUAGAACGAAAAAUACAUCAAAAACUACAAAAUCAUUAGAUAUCACGCCAGAUUCUAAUUCCUAACAUAAUGCAAUUCUGUAGAAGACAGUUUAUUUCCUACUGAGCAUAAGUAAUUCCUGAAACAAAAAGUAACGCACCAUCUCUCUUGUUAUUUACUUCUUUCGAAUUCAGAUAUUCAGUCACUAUUCCGAUAUUUUAAAUAGAUAAACUUUAGAAUUUGGGGGAAGGGGUCUUAACUAUAAAUAAAAACUAAAUAAAGAUAGGAAGAUGCAAUUUUCUUGUUCGACAGCGCAGUUUUUUUAAGUUGAAGAAAUUUAAAAAUAAGCUUCUUUGCAAUCUCAGCUGCUACACAUUCUAACUAAUUAGAACUCUUAGAAAUAUUAUUUUAUCUGUAAAUAAAAUUUAUAAAAUAAAGCAUAUUUCUUCUGCUUUCAAAUGCGAAUGGAAUAAUUACAAUUCCCAUUAGAAGAUGAAAUUUUUUGUUGAAUUAUUGAACUUAUCAAAGUGAAGGAAUGGUAAAUACCUGAUACACAGUUUUCAAGAAAGGCGACCACAGUCUUUAAUUACUUAAAUACUAAUAAUAAAAAUAUAUCUCCAGCUACAAAGUUUUUAAAAUAAAAUAGAAAAUUCCAUAAAAACGGUUUCAAUAUUGUGAGUGAGGGGCUUCUGGAGGAAGGAAUAUAUAAGAAAUAUACAAGGCGUUUAGCAAAAGACGAGGAAAACUUGAGAAGGUAGUAGAACACACCAAAACAAUUUCUUUUUUGUAACAGAAUGCAUAAUCGGAAAUGAAAUGUAAAAGCAUUAGAGGGCACUUGCUUGUCAACACGUCGCAAUCCUAAAUGCGCCGAAGCUUCAGCUUCUGAAGAGAUGAAUAAGUAUAGUUCGACGGUCUCAUCCGCGACUAUGAGCGCAAACACGCAUGCGCCAUUCGGACCGAAUUAUUAUCAAAAUAGGGUGGAGCGAUGGGGACUUUCUUUCCAAAGAUGAGAAGACCCCGCCCCUUUUGGACGAGUCUGUGUGUCUUGGCAGAAUGCCAACCAGGGUUGCGCUUGAGACGGUAAAACUAUACCCAAUUGGCCAGAAAACGGGUAUAUAUUUUCCGCCUCGAAUGCCAUAUUUUCUUCAUACUGCAGGAUAUUUUGCUAGAUUUGCUGAAGGAUGAUUCAGCAGAGUAUGUGUUCCACCAUGACAGAAUACCAGAGCAUUUCUGACAAGAACGCAUGGAAUUAUUUGGAAGUUUCCUUACUGGGUUGCUGGAUUGGGCAAGGAGUCAACAUUUAGGAUCUCACAAUCGCCCGCUUUGCCGUGUUUGGAUUUCUUUGUUAGAAGGUUCUUAAGAACUUCAUUUAUGAAACUUCUCUUGAAUCCGAAGAGGAACUCAUCCCAGAAUUGCGUCAGUACUGCAGCUGCAUGCGAUAUAUCUGGUAUGUUUGAAAAAGUCAACCAUUCCCUUCCUUGACGUAGGCUCACCAGCGACCUAACGGUAAAAUCGUUGGACAUUGGGAGUUCGACUUGAGUUCAAAUCCGAGCGAACGGGCUGGCUGCAUGAUUUUACUCACAUGUAAUGUGAUUAUGAGCAGUUUCCCUCAGAAAGUCCUCUACGAAGGCAUACUUAACCUGAGGCAAAUAGUCUCGCGUUUUUUGCUUUAAUCAAACAAACUAUAUCUUAUGCGCAAAGGCGUAGCUAGGGUUUUCAGCGCCCGGGAACAACUGAAGAUUUUGCGCCCCUGUCUCUGUGCCACGAACGGAAAACAUUUCAUUCUAAAAUUUCGUAACAUCAAUUUGGCGCCCCCUGAAUGCUGCGCCCGGGGACAAAUGUCCCCCCUUGCCCCACCCUAGCUACGCCACUGCUUAUGCGGAUGUUACGUCUUACUCUUUUAAAAAAUACUGCAGUUAUUCUGGAAUUAAAUUCUGUAUCAUUCUUGUGUUUAACUUGUAACCCCCAUGGCUUGUGAUUUGACCCCCUUGGCUUCACAAUCAAGCACCUUUACGUUUUAUUUUCGCCUAUGCAUUCUAUGAUCUUCCCCCCAACCCCUCCAAAAAAACUUUUCUCCCCAUUCUCCUAAAGUUAGCCCGUCUUUCUUGAAACAUACUAUAUCUGUACAUAUACAUAUAGAAUACAUAUAUUCGAUACCAUUUUAUUGUAUGCCCUUGCGGGAUUACCGAGAAAGCUUCCCCCUAUUAAUUUUAUUUCCUUUCAAGACCUUAUUAUGAAGGAAAAUUCAUCUUAUGUUGGAAUCGGAAAUGUAGCUGGAUUUUUGUACGCUUUCCAGUUGCCCCCUGAUAAGGACCACAAAAACAUAUCAAAAUCCCUUUGUUCCUUUGUUUUUCGUCACUCUUUAUUUGAAUUUUUUAGAAUAUUUUGUUGCCAAGUAAAAGUUUCUUUUUUAGUUGCUCUCCAUGAAACGGUGAAUUUAAUUUAGCAACUUGUAGAGUUCACUAGAUUCACUUUUGUGUGGAAACUGGAAUAGUAGUAGCUGCACAUGAGAAGGCUUGAAAGCAGGGCUGUGGAGUCGGUAGGGAAAAUGAAAGACUCCGACUCUGACUCCUGGAAUUUUUUACUCCGACUCCCUCAUAAUAUGUUAUGUAAACAUAUAAACAUGGGUUACAACUUAUUUUAUCAAUAUAAAAGAAGUAAUAGAUGCUACAGAAAAAAAUUGAUGGCAUAGCAAAUUAUUUAUAUUAAUUAGCAUUUAUUAUGAAAUGGAAAAGCUGGCAUUAGUU